This is a messenger RNA of Lucilia cuprina (Australian sheep blowfly), 13360 nucleotides long. RefSeq lists its product as uncharacterized. The coding region runs from base 201 to 11432 and encodes 3743 amino acids. Lineage: Eukaryota; Metazoa; Arthropoda; Insecta; Diptera; Calliphoridae. The transcript is spliced from 4 exons. The record is from RefSeq and is a predicted model, not a curated record.
UGAUUUGCGGAAAUAAUAAGAACAACAAUAAUUAGAAGAUUUUUUCUUGCAACUACCACCACCAACAUCACCACCACCGCCACCAUCUACCCUGACUGCCAGCCUGUGUGCCUGACCACCAGCCUGCUGUUUUUUGUAUAUUUCUCUCUUCUGUAAUAACAACAUCCGCCAAAAAAUUUACGUGAAAAAAAUCUAUAAAAAUGUCUCGUUUUGGUCUUCGAAGUUGUUCAGAUGGUUUAAAACUUUUAGAAGAAAAAAACAAUCGUCGUAAAGCUUCAAAUCCCACAUCGAUAUCCACAAAACGCAUAUUAACACAAAAGGAAUCGAAAUUUUCGACACAAGUCAAUAACAAUGAAGAAAACUUAAUUGAUGAUAUUAAAAUUGAGUCAGACGAAGUAGAAAAGUGUUCUGAUACCUCUGAUAAACUGGCGAAGAAUAAAAAUACUGGAGGAGUUGGUGAAGAUGACGACGAUGAUGAUGAUGAAGAUAAUAACAAUGAUAACGAAAAUGAUGAUGAUGAUGACUACAGACAACAAUCUCCAAUUUGUAAGGGAACACUUGUCUGCAGUUUGCCUUUAGAUCGUAUCAAUGAGAUUAUACAGAAGCUUAAUUUAAAUAAAGCGAAAAUAGAAAAUGAAAAGGAAUCUGAUGAAAUAAUGAUAGAGGAAACGUUGGAUAACGACGAUGAUGAAGAGGAAGAUGCCAACAUAUCAAAACAAUCUGCGUCGAAUAUUAAGAAUCUUUGUUUAUACUGUGAUAGGAAGUUUUCAUCUCAUAAAAUGCAAUUAAAACACGUCGACAAAUUUCAUUGCUUGCAACAGGACCGCCGAUGCAGUGGCCGAAAUGCUCAGUUGCAACAACAAUCGAAUUCAACUUCGCGAAAACGCAAGUCAGCCAUUAGGUCACAACAUUUUCCAGGUUGCAACUUUUGCCAGAAAACCAAAGGGCCGUUGCAACCAGUUAUAUUACCAGCAACGGAAUUAAGUUCUUUGUUUCUUCAUUUAACCGACUGCCAUACAGAUAAAUAUUUUGGUUGCAAAACGUGUGUUAUACGAUUUCAAAAUAUAUCUAAAUUAUCCAAGCACAUGGAAGUAGUUCAUAAAACAUUACCAUUUGCUUUCGAUGAAAGCAGCAGUAAAUCCAAGGACAAUGAUACUGAUUCUUUAGUUUCCAUAGACAAGUUAACUAUCGGAGAAAGAAGCAAGUUGUCAUUAAAACGACAGCAGCGAUCUCAAAAAUCAUUAAAUAGUUGCAUGAAUGUCAGUGGAAAUAGCGUUGGUACAGUUAGUUCGACGUCUCAGUGUAGCACUGCCAUAGCACCGAAUACAUCUGUAAUUGGCGCGGAAGAGCCAAUUUUAUCCCGUUUGGGAUUGACUCAAAAUCGUCUACCGAACAACCGUAAAGGUGUUCGAUUGCGAAGGGAAAAAUUACUUCCGGAAAUGCUCCUCAAGUCCGAACAGAAUCACACAUCAUCAAAUAAUUUUGCAUUUGGCCAAACUACCUCCAUAUCUGCCUCUUCCACCUCCUCCACCACCUGUUCUCCUAAAUUACGCGGCAAAUCAAUAAAAUCCAUUGGUGGAUUUUCCGGCGAUACGACUGCAGACGUUGUUUUUCGUGUUCCCACACGAAAUGAUAUAUUGUCGUGUGUAUUUGACGACAACUUUUACAAAGAAGUGGUUUCGAAUGUACGUAACAAUUUACUCUUCCAUUUAGAUGGAAAAAUUAUGGGUAACUCGAUCCAAGAACUAGAUACAUCUCUGAUGCGUCACGCCCAUCAACCUCAAAUACGAAGUACACUAGUCAAAAGCCCAAUUGUUGUUACGACAAUGGAUAGUGAAAUUCAUGCAGCAACAAGUCUUGCUGCUAUCACAGCAUUUCCUACGCUAUUGACUGCCGAACAAUUUGGUGGCGAUGCAAGUUCUGCCAAGAUUCGUCGACCACAUACUAAGAACUCGUGGAAAUGGAAGUGGGAUAGUGUUAAAAAAUUUAAGCUUAUAAACGAGGGAGGAAAAAUUGUUAAGAAAAUGAAACAUCCCAUGCUGGGAUUGCGCGAUCUUUCUAAACUAGAUAUGUGGACCCAAUUGACCAUGCGUCAAAAGCACGAGUUAUUGCAACAGCAAAAAGUUAACCAAACUCAUGAAGAUAAUCACUGGCAUCAUGUCGCAACUGCUGCAGACACUUCAGCCGAUUCAUCGCGAGAGGAAAAACAGCGACUUAACGAUCAACUAAACUUUAUAUUAGACAUGCGUCUACUGCCACAUAUUAUACUUGAGCAAAACGAACAGGCCAUCAUCAAAUUAGAGAAUGAUGAAUUUGGAAUAGCUCCUACACAAAUAGCAAGUGAAGACUGCGGGGAGAAUUUUAUGGCACAAACUUUUGCAGAUGAAAGCUUUCUGUCUAUGCUUAAUCUUCUACCAAAUUAUGACACUCAAAAUACUCGCACAAAAUUGGUGCUAAGCGGAGAAUGGGCAAGACCUCGAUGCUAUCUCUGCAUUUGUUGCGGAGCAAAGUUUGAAAAAUUGAAAUCCUUAGAAGAACACAAAAUGUUUCGUCACUCUCAGAUCCUAUCGACUCAUUACGAGGUUGUUGGUCGCGAAUUAUUAAAUGGAAAUCUUUUGCGACAUUUAUUUAUACCGAAAAAAGCUCUCAGUCGUUAUGGAAACGAUAGCGACAACAGCUUGAUAUACAGUGGUGCUGCUCGUCGAUUGUUUUGGCAUAAAAAUGAAACACUUAUUCGUGAAAUUACCAAUAACGAGGAGUCCUCCGACAGUUUGCAAUCAGUGCUUCACAGUUGUGCAACAAAUUCGCCAAGUCUAAAGAAUAGCAGCAGUUGUACUGAAGACUGUGACAUUGAUUCAAAAUUGUCAACCACAGCUGCCUUACAACUGGUUGAAGAUGGAACAGUUGUCUCGCCAACUCACAGUAUUCAGUCGUGCAGCUCAUCAUCAUCAUCAACUGGACUUAAGAGACAAUUGAAAAAUGCAACUAGUUCACGGUCGUUGCCAAUAGUAAAUGCUACUAGUAGCGGUGGCAAUAAUAAUAGCAACAUCAGUGGAUCCGGUUGCUCUAAAUGUGGUCGCAAAUGUAAUGGUGUUCUCGAUCUUUAUCGUCAUAUGCUCGAUUGUUCUGGUGACUAUAUAUGGUCACUAGCGAAGAAACGAAAAUACCGUUACUAUUGCGGAUCUAAAAAACGGCGACCUUGUAAUAAGCACAGUAUUUUGGAAUUGAGAAAAAAUAAGAGCAAAACUGCAGUUAAACCACUUUCUAUUUCAAAUGAUAAUACUACCGAGGAAGGUGCGGUAUCAUCAUCGAAUUAUACAAAAACCAAAUCAUCACCUCGUUCUCGACCAAGUGAUGCUGAAUCCAUUAAAAAAAUGUUGGAAAAUUUACCUCCGAAACGUAUAUGCAAGAAAAUAUUUCCUACUCUGAGUAAGACUAAGAAAUCCAUCAAAAACAUUAAACCUAAACUAUUAGCUAAACACAAAAUUUACAAUAGUCUAAGAAAGACUCGAGUACGUCAAAUGUCUCAGGCAGCUAAAAUUUUAUCUAAAACCAAAUCUCAACUAAAAAAACCUAAGAAAAUGGCAACAAGGUCAACUGCUUCCACUAUAAAAACUAAAGUUGUUAAAAAUAGAAAUAACAAAAAUAAGAAAGCUAUUAAAGCAACAGUAAACAAAAGCGUUGAAAAGAAGUUAACAAAUGAAAAUCCACCAACCAAUGAUGAAAAAUUGAAAAACAAACUAGAAGAGAGUUCAGAUGUAGUGGAUAAUUGUAGCAUAAAAACAGAGAAUGAAAACGUAAAAGAUUGUACGUUAAGCGAGACUAUUGAGUCCGUUCAAACUACAGAAGUUGAAACUAAUGAUCAAAUAUUGCAAAAUUCUAGUGAUCUGUUAAUUUCUGACAAUUUAAAACAAAAUAAAGAACAAUUGUUGUCUCAAGAUGAAAAAUUGAAAAAAAUUUCAGAUCCCAUUGAAACCUCUACAAAGAAAAUAUCCGAGUCAGUUAUAAAUGUCAGAAAUAUAACAACGUUACAGGAAAAAGUUCCACUGGAAAUUCAAGACCAGACAAAAGCUGCAAGUAAUACAACAGUGACUAAUAUAAUUGGAAUGUCUGACUCUGAACGUAACACUCAAACAAAUAGUAAAAAUGUCAAGAGGAGUAAACGUAUCAGUGAUUGCAUUGCGAUGUUAACUGGAAAGUUAGAAGAAAAACUUAAAACUGAACAGAAUACUGUAAUUCGACCAAUACAGGAGAAAAAAUCCGCUAGUGAUAUGUCACAGCCUUUUAAAAUCUUUACUCCACCUGCAGUUCCACCUAUACCAAUACAACAUCAACCAAUAUUUGCUAUGCCAAAACUUGCUGAUGACACCGAUAAUGAAAAGACUUCUCCUAAAAAGACUCCUAAACGAAAAGCUAUGUCCAGGCGCAUUAUAAAGACAGAUGUGUCUGAAAGUAGCCCUCUACCUCCUGUUAUGACAAAUUUUAUGAAUAAACCCCUUGACAAUCCUAAAAUAAUAACUCCAAUUGAGAUUACUUCUGUACCAAGAGAAAUUUUAUUGCCGAAGACAUUUGUGUCUCAACAAAUUUCUUCAACACAACAGAGUAUAACAACGACAUCAGUUAAAAAUCUCCCAGAAAUUGUAUUCGCACAAGUUGAAAACAAAAGGCCAACAAAUCUAAUUCCUACAACAGUAGUCGCUUCAAUGCCUCCACCGGUUAUGCCUCCGACUGUAUCAGGAAUAUUGCCGAAGAUGCCACUUUUUAUACCUAUGGAUAAUGUUAGACAACCGAUAGCAGCAACUCAUAUUACACCGAUAGGCUUACCAUUAACAAAUUUGCCUGUUCAGGUUCCAGUACCUAUUUCAAUAGAAAAUGUUCCCCAAACAUCAAACGCUUCAAUAUCCACUACUGUCACUGUGGCUGGUGGAAAUAUUAUUCCAACUCCAGUGAAUCCUAUUAUGACAACUGUACCUGCCCACCUCUUAGCGCCGCCGGGACUUCAAAUAACUAUGCAGAAUUUCAAUGCAACUAAUGCAGUUGCAGAGCCUUUAAAUUUGUCCAAUUCUUCUAAAAAUGUGCAGAAACAAAGCCAAGACUUGUCUUGUACAGGUGUUCAACGAAUAAGUGGUAUACCUGCACGUCGUCAAACUAUUUGUGGCUUCGAAGUACGUAAUUUUGCUAUCUUUGAUGAAAUGGAACCAUUAGAUCUAUCUAAAAAACCACGCCCUGAAAAAACUCUUGCCACUGUCCCUUUUCCACCAAGACACAUAGAGAUGGCUUCUCUAUUAUUACCACCACAACCAACUCUCGGUGUACCAAGUGAGUCACCAAUCUUAGGUAUACCGCCUCUAACACCAGAAGCUUUGUUAAAUAAGCCAUUCUAUUCGAAUUUAGAUCUACUGAGAAUACCCCAAGUUCGUAAUCCGGUAGCAGGUCAACAAGUUGCCGUUGUCACGAAUGAACCUGCACCACCACCUGCUAUUAUUAUCAAUACCACUCCUUCUAUUCCGCAGCCCACUAAGGUGGCCAAUAAAAAACGAAAUAAGCCACAGGCAAAUAUAAAUGCUAUGGUUCCGCCUCCAGCUAUAAAUAACGUUGAGGGUUUAACGUUUAAUUCAAUCGCAACCACAACUACAUCUAAGACCAAUAAUGCCAAAGAUUUUAUAAGUAACACCACUAAAAAGGAAUCAACGACAAAGAACAAAAACACUCUUCGCAUGGAUGAAGAAGUUAUAAAUCAUAUAGAUGAUGCAAUUAAUUCUGUUAUAAAUGCUGUUAAAGCAAGUCUCGACAAUGAAGAAGCUGAAAAGGCUCAAGAAAUGCUGCAGAUUAAAAGCCAACAACAAGCACAACCUUUGAAUCAAGUAAAAACUACUGAUGAUGUCAAUGCUCCGAAGGAGUCAAUUGCUGAAUUUAAAUAUUUAACUGCCGCCCGACGAAAUAUGCGUUCAAAGACUUUAGACUGUCGACCAGCGGCCCUAAACAAAACAAAUACUAAAAAUUCAACCGUCAAUAUUAAUCAAUGUCAGGAUGAUACUGCUGCAGCUGUUGUUGUUACUACAAACACUACAGUUAUUACUCCUGUUGUUCCUAUUACUCCCAAUAAAUCAACGCUUAACCAAAACAAUGAAAUCAUCAAAUGUUUAGAUAAUAAAAUUCAAAUAAAUGAUUGCAUGUUACCAGUGAAACGUUCUGAAAACAUUAAGGAUAAUAUAGAAACUACAAAGAAUGAAGUUCAAGUUCAAAAAGCUUUAGACUUGGAAUCGAAAAUUGUGGAUAAGCCCUCUAACGAAAACCUAAAUAAUCGAAACAAAACAUUAGCCGAGGAAACGCAAUCUGUGAAAAUUGUUGAAAAUCCCAUCAAGGAAAUUGUUAUAGAGACACCUAAAACUUCUUUAGAAUGUAUUGCGAUAACAGCAAUGCCUGCAAUUGGUCAAGUGGAAGAUAGUGCUAAUAAAAAUAUUGUCAAUUCACUAACAACGAAUACGAAUACUACUAUUAAUUUAGAUUUAGAACAAAUGAGCAAUAAUAAUAAUACCUCAUCAGGAUUUCAUAGUUCAGCACAAUCCGAUCAACAAACCUCUGUUAUGUCAACGACAACAUCGGCAGUAUCAGUGGCAGCUACAGCUACGGGAAGUGAUACAAAGAAAAAACAAAGGCGACGUCGUAAAAAUGAGUUGGCUGCAAUUGUAGCUGAUCAAUUACUGGAAAGUUUCAAGCUUGAUAAAGCGCGUCGAGACAACUUGAAGAAAUUGGAGAAUUUAGCAUAUGAAAAAAGUGAGGAUUUAUUAUUGACAGGAAUGCUUUUAAUGUCAAGUACCAAAAGGAAUGUGGCGUCAUCAUCUUCAAAUAACAUAAAUGCUUCAACUGAAAAUAUUGAAAGUAGCGUUACUAUAAAACGAGCCGGAAAAUCUCAAAGAAAUAAUCAAAGUAUUGAAGGUCAAAAACAAAAUGAAGUUAGUCCCAUUGAAAAUAAAUCUGUUGUUGAAAGUUCAGCAGUAAAUGAAAAGUCUUUGGAAAACGAUAAAGAUCCUUUGGAAGUUAGCGAUGCAGUCGAUGGGAAAAAGAACAACAAGCGUCGACCGUAUCGUCGUCGUGGAAAAACACUUGAUAAUGAAAAUAUAAGUAAAUUGAAAUCAUCUCUAGAAUCAUUUUCGAUUGAUAUAGAAAGGCAACUUAACGAAUACGAGGCAAAAAAUGUAAAUGUCUUUAAAAGUGUUUCAUCCAACGAGAGCGCAAAACAAUCCGGCAAUUCCAAAAACCAGAACUCUACAAAUGUCAAUAAACCUUCUAUAGUUCUAAGACCAAGUAUUCUUUCCGUAACACUUGAGUCCGGCGGUAAUCAAGAGAUUCCACAAACACCUACCAAAAUUGUGGCAAAUGAUUCAAAUAAGACUGUCGUCUCAAGCAGAGAUCCGCGUCUUAAUAAAAACAUUCACAAAGAAGGAGAGAAAAACAAUGAAGUAGCCACCUGUACAAGUGCUGCAAAAGAAACGGUAUUAUCUCAAAAAAAUAAUACAGGUCCUGAGGAUAUAGGAGAUUUGGACGAAGACAAUUAUUUGACUGAAAUUGCUAAAAAUGUCAAUGAAAAAAUUAUGUCAACCGAAAAUGAAGAAUUUGCUUUCAAAGACGAUGGUUUUGAAAUGGUAAACGAUAUGGGAAUGGAUGAUUCAAAUAGUAAAUUUUCAAGGCCUCCCACAUCAAUGAGUGUUCGAAGUGCACCUAAUUUCAAUGAUGAUCGUUCGAAUUUUGGUUCUAUUUGCGAUGAAAAUACGAAUACCGAAGUUAUGGACAUGGAUUUGGAUGACGAAAUGAGUGUAUAUACCAGUUACUCACAAGAUUUGGGUCGUGGGCGUGGUCGAAGACGUCGUCGUAGACGUAGUAUUUUGUUAACGCGAAAACCUAAGAAAAGAGCAUCAAGUCGUGACAUGUCGGCCGAAAAAAUUGAAUGUAUUUUAUGCAAAAAAGUAUUUUACAGUGCAAAUUCUCUAUCGAAGCACAAUAUGACACUGGCACAUGUAUCAAAAGUUUCCGAGCAAGAGUAUUUACUAUCGAAAUCACAUUCUAAUAUUCAGAAUCUUACGAAUUCUGAAGAGCUACAGACGUAUGGUACUUUGGGUCCAUAUGCCAGAAGGUCUACUAGACGAUCCACUAUAUCUGAACCUCCCAUGCUUUCCCGUUGUGAAUCAAAUCCAUCGCCGUUACCAGCUAUAAAUUCUACUGUAGUUCCGCCAUUACAAAAAGCUCAAUCUCCCCAGGCUUCAUUAACAAUCAAAUCAACAACAACGGCGCAGACAAACGCGACGGAAAUAAAUAUUAGUGUUCAAGAUGAUCUAAAACAAACAGAAGCUCUUGUUGAUACACCCAAGUCAACAAAGACUUUACAAAAACCCACCACAAAAGAACAAAUUCCUGAAAAUGAAUAUGAUGCAAAUAUAAGUGUUAAUACAGCAUACAAUGGAAACUCCCGUUUAAAUCUGAAUCCAGAUGAAAGAUUGUUUUUUGAAUGUUGCAAUAUAUUAAAAAGUGCAGAAACUCCUCGAAUUAGUAAUGCCGUAAGCACGGGUGAAGAAUGUAAUAUUAAUGCUAAUUACUCAUAUGCCUAUAAUCAUCAGGAAAAAUCCACUCAACCCAGUAUUAAUGUUAAUCGUCCAUCUGGAAAUAAUUUAACUAUUGAGCCUUCCUCCAUGCGUACAUCUAAUAUACCUGCAAAUCAUCAUCAACUAGCUCCUCUGCAAUUGCCAAAUAAUAAUUUGCAUGCGAUAAGCCAUCAACCAAUGAUGGACCAACAACAAACUUUAUUUAGGGAUCCGCAAAUGAUUAAUCAACCAAGUUGCUACAGCAAACCCCCCGUACAUGACAAUAGAAAUGCAAGAUCUCCAACAUACUCAGCAAUUUCUCAUUUAUCUGCUGUUACCAACACCACAUCUAGAUUUAAAACAAAGGCUGCAAUGAAAGGCUAUGAAAAUGUUAACAUCGAUUUAAAUCAACAGCAAGAAUCUAAGUCUCGUACUAUAUGCAAAUUGACAGAAUUGGCCGAGAUUGCAUUAGGAAAUGAGGAAAAACCAAACUCACAUAGUUUUUCGCCAAUUCAAAGCACUUUAACACCGCCGGAAAUGUCUUCACAUAUAAUACAUUCUCAUCAGGCGCCAAAAGCAAAUAUAGACAGUGCAAUGCGUCCAAAGGGAAUGGAUACACCAGAGUACGUUACAACAUUAGUUACCGAAAAUAUUAGAGAAUGCAAUGCACAGUUGCCCACAAGAAGCGAACGUACAAAAAAUAAUGAAACCCGAAGUUCAACAUCCUCUAAAACCAUUAUGCAUUCAUCAAUUAUUAAGGCGGCAGUUGAAGAGCAUCAGAAAGCUCAGACAAGUAAUAAAAUAAUUAUACCUGAUCGGCCGUUUAAGAACAUUGGUCUAGAGGAAAAGGAGACUAUUACUUUCCAGAAGCCUAAAACUCCUGCCGUCAAUCUAUUGACAGAGGAUAAUAAUAGCGUGUCAACAGGAAGUUUCUCUGAUAGAGACGAUUAUGAUUUCGGCUCUCUUAGCUGUGACGAUGAAGUGAGUGUACGUGAGAGUAACGAUAAAAAUCAGAAAAAUAAUACCACCGAAUCAAGCUCGGAAUCUAGUCGUGCUACAGCAAAAACAUUUGAAAACAAAUCUCUGAUAAUGGGGCGAAUUUUUAAGAAUGCCAGUACGAAGGCUGCCAUCAAAACUACUGCUGUAAAUACUGUAAAAGUUAAAAGUGUAGGAGUACAAAAAGAUCAAACCCCAGUCCCCAAAGCUGAUCUUAACCAACUUUUCGAUGAACUGCGUGGUAAUUCUAGAGUCGAUGAUAUUGUUAGCGAUAGACACUGUACUACAAGUGCUGUUGAAAUUAAUCCUGCUGCUGGUGUUCCAAAUGGAGGCAGUAGUCGGGUAAACCACAAGCAAUACCAACAGCAACGUGAAAACUUGAAAUCGGUUAUACCAGCAGCAUCUCCUCCGGCUGUAGUUAGUUCUACAACAGCAACACCGCCAGCAAAUGCUAGAAAACCCAAAGCAAAGGUUACACGAGCAAAGUCAACUGGUGGAGCUAAAACACGCAAAGAUAUAUCAAAAUUACAAACAGAACUUGGAAUGAGCCCCGACGAAAUAAAGAAAUUAAUAGAUGAAGGCCAACGUAAAUCAAAACGUCGCUGUGCGACAAAUCGUCCAAAGAAAUUGGUUGAAAUGUGGAGUUCAGAUGAGUAUGAAGAAUUCCUUUCCACCAAAGACAUAAUUGCUUUAAUUGAAGAGAAAGAACAACAAGAAAAACGGAAAAAGCGUAAAAACAGCGUGAAUGUCUCCUCAAAUACAAGUGAAGUUGCCAAAGAAAAAGAAAAUCCAGAUGUGACUUCAAGCACGAAAGAACCAAAACGUCGCAAUACUCGCCGUAUGAGUAUGGCAGUAGAACGUCCCGAAAAUGUAUUACUAGAUCGGGAUGAGAUAUUGCCGUCAAAAAAUGCAAAAGCAAAAAAGGCUGUUAAUAAAAAGGAAGAACCUGUGAGUACAACUGCCAAUACCACAAAUGCCAGUGAAUUAGCUGUAAGUCAGAAAAUUGAGAAAUCAGUGCCCGAAAAAGGAAAAGGCAAAAAGGCUAAGGCAACAGAUAUAAUCGAAAACUCUACCGUGCUGCCAACAACAAGUGAUAAAAGUAAUGUUUCGCGCAAAAAACGUUCAAAUAACAGUGUUAAUAAAUCUAAAAGUAAGCCUACACCAAAAGCAAAACCAGCUCCAGUGGUCAAGGAUAGUUCUCGUACCAAAAACAAAAAACGACAAUUUGAAGACGAAGAGGAAUCCAAUGAAGAUAUCAGUGUUAAUGUAGACGUGGAUGAUGAUGACGAUGAUGAUGAUGACUUUCUUAUAUCUGAAUUGAAAAAUAAACAAAAUAAAACUCGUGGCGGUAAGGUGAAAAACACAAAAGCUGUAGCGUCCGUAUCUGCAGCCAUUUUGACAACAACAACAACAGCUAGCGCCAAGUCAUCAACUCAAGAAUCAUCAGCAAAAAAGCGCGGUUCCAAUAACAACAAUACAAAUUGCAAUAACUCAAAUAUUGCAGCAGGCACUAGCAGCAAUGCAAAAAAUCAACAACAGAAUCAACCAACAGGAAAACCUAAACGCAAAAAUCAGUCCAAUCAAUCUCCUCCGCGUCGUAAACGUUUGGCAACUGAGAAACUCUACUACUGGUCUUCGUCCAGCGAUGAGGACUUUGGUCGCAUCAAUAACAACAAAAUUAAUCACCAACCACCUGAAAACUAUGAAAACGCUACUGGAGAACAAUAUCAAAAACACGGUUGGAUUGUUGGCGAUUCACAUAAAAAAUUGGUAACGCUCUUGGCCAUUGCCAAAGGCAAUAAAAAAGUCGAUUCAAAUAGCGGUGUAAAAAAGAAUAUUGGUAAGAAACGUAACUAAAACUUUAGUUAGUUUAUGUAUGUAGACCAAAAAAGUCAAACAAAGAAUCUGCAUCAAUUUACCUUAAUUAAUAUGUUUGUAAGUAUGUUGUAUGUAUGUAUAUGAAUGAGAUGGCGGAUUUUAUAACAAUUCUGUUACCAUAAACAUAAACAAGUAUCAAUAAGUAUACAUAUAUAGAUUAUAUUUUAAAUUUAACGGUACAUACAAAAAUAUUAUAUAAAUUUAAUUUAAAUACAUACAUAUGUAUAUGUUUAGAAUAUGCAUAGUAAUUAUUAAUAUUAUAAAUAAAUACAUAGAAUUACGUAGAUUUAAUUCACAUACUUACACUGUACUCAUACUAGUGAUAAAUUCUACUAAUCAACUAUAAUAGAAAACAUAUUCUAACAUACAACAACAACUACUACUAAAACAACAAAUUGUAACAAUUCAAAAGUCAAAACAAAUUGUUCAUUAAUCUUUUUGCAUAUUUUCAAUAGUUUUAACUAUUUAUUUGAUAUCAGAUGUACAGCAUAGACUAGUCACAUCUAAGCCAUGCUUUUCUUGAUAUCUAUUGAUCUAUUGGAUUCGCUUGAAAUGUGUAAUUUUUGGUAAUUAUUUAUUAAAUAUUCAAGUUUUUAGAAUUUCAUUAACAAAAUCCAAAAAAGUAAAUUGUUAUAUAUUUGAAUUAUAUUGUUUAGGUCGGACACGCUAACUAAUCCUUGCAUACCGAGAAGAUCUAAGUCGUCCUCUCUAUGGCGACUAUGAUAACAAUGUCUUGUACCAUAUCCGUCUGAUUAGUCGUGAUUACAGUCGUCCUUUCUAUGGCGACUCCGAUAACAAUGUCUCGUACCAUAUCCGUCUGAUUAGUCGUGAUUACAGUAGCCUAAGUGGCAGUCAUACCUGUGCUAUUUGCUAGAAUACUUACAUUACUUUUGAAGUUUGUAGCAUCUUGGAAUAAGGAUAAAGGACAAUUUUUACCAUUCUCAUAAAAUUUUUACCAUUCUGUCGUUUUCUGUGCAGACCAAGAUAGUGUUUAAUAUGAGUCAAAUUUUAUAGGAUGUUCUAUCAAAAUGUGAAAUAUAAAACCAAAAUGAAACAUCCUAAAUAUCUGAUACCUACCCGCUCUUAUACAGGAUAUGAUGAUUAAGUCUCGGUUUUAGUAGAGCAACUUUAAAUAUAAUCGACAAAUCGUGUAAAAUUCUUUUAAAAUAAUGAUUUUUCAAGCAGUUUUCUUAUUUUUUUUUAAGAAUUCUGCAAAUCAAAUGAUUUAAAUAGCAAAAAUUAUCGUUUUUAUUAGAAAUACUUUGCUAAAUUGCCAAGUUCAAAUCGCGAAUUGCAAAAAAAGUCAUGGUAUAAUUAUUUAUACCUUUGUAUUUACAACAGUUUUGCACCCAAUAUUAAACUACUCCUGUGGAUAUAAUUUAUUUUGUUAGACUUUUGUUUAAAGCAGUAAACUAUAUAGAAUUAAUUUUGCUAUUGUGUUCUUUCAUUUUUAGUUUAAAAAACUUGGUAUGUAUGUGUAUGUUAGUGUGUUGUAUAUGAUCCAGUUAUAAAUCAUUUAAAUUAUUAAUUUGUCUGUAGAGGUACAUACAUUUAUUAAGUGUAAAUUGUUAUAAUAUAUAAACAAUACCGAUUAAUAAAAAAACAAAAAAAAUAAUAUUAAUUAAAACACCCUCGUCGUUCCCUAUAUACCUUUGUUUUCUCAAAAUUUUGUAAAUGUACAAGAAGUAGUCGUAAUAUAAAUUAGUUUAAAAUAAGAAAAAAAAACAAAAACAAAAUACAAAUACUAUAUUUGAGUAGUUUAGCAUAGAUUAUAAAUAAGAUUAAGUUGUAGUUUUGUAAUGUAAGAUUGACAGAAGAAAGAAGGCACUGUGCUAUAUAUUGAUAAAUAUAAUUAAUAUAUUAAAUAUAAUCAUAAAUUAUAAUUAAAAAAAAAAAACACACACAAA